Molecule: messenger RNA, 678 nt
Organism: Sphenostylis stenocarpa
Lineage: Eukaryota; Viridiplantae; Streptophyta; Magnoliopsida; Fabales; Fabaceae
Source: the annotation of a GenBank genome assembly
AUGGUACUCCGCAACACUAGAGAAGAAGUGGUUUUGAAGCUUAAGAAGGGAGAUGUUAUACCAGUACCUAUAGGAAGUGUCUCAUGGUGGUUCAACAAUGGAGACUCAGAUCUCAUCAUUAUUUUCCUUGGAGAAACUUCAAAGGCUCUUAUUCCAGCAGAAAUAAGUUAUUUCUUCCUAACUGGGGUUCAAGGAGUUAUAGGAGGCUUCUCUACUGAGCUCACUAGCAAAAUAUAUGGCUUAGACAAAGAUGGGGUGGAAAAGCUGGAUCUGGGGUUAAGUGUGAUUAAAGUGAAACUUGAACCUGGUGCUAUUAAGGCUCCCUCAUACCAAAUCAAUCAUUCAGUUCAGUUGAUUUACAUUGCUAAAGGAAGUGGGAAGAUUGAAUUUGUGGACUUCAGUGGAAAAAGUGUUUUAGACACUCAAGUUGAGGCUGGUCAUUUACUUGUUGUGCCACAGUUUUUGUUGACUGCUGCAAUUGCAGGAGAAGAAGGAUUGGAGAGUGUCUCUAUAGUGACAGCAGAGGCAUUGUUUGAUGAGUUAGGUGGGAGGGCAUCAAUUUGGAUCAUCUUGUCACCUUCUGUGCAACAAGCAUCUUUUAAAGUGGAUUCAGAAUUUCAAAGCCUUUUCAUAUCCAAGAUCAAAGAAACCACAAAUCUCAUUCCUCCCACUACUUAG